AUUUCAUAUAAUUCAUUGGCGAGGAAAAUAGACAUCGUUUACAAGAGUACAAUCUUUCAUAAUGGAUGUAGACACAGACUUUUUAGAAGAUCCACCUCAGGUAGCGUUAUUGCGAUCGCUAUUGAAUCGGAGCACGAGGAUUCAGAUCACAGAUGGACGAUUGUUUGAGGGACAGUUCAUGUGUAUUGAUCAUUCCAAAAACAUCAUUCUUGCUUCUGCAUAUGAGUCACGACCAGCUUAUUUGAAUCCCUCCCUAGCAACGACAACAACCUCAUCUUCAUUAUCUGUCGCCACACAAGAUAAGAAGGCCAUCACAGACGCUAUUGCCAAUGCAAUCGCUGCUACAACGACAGCAACGACAGCCAGAGUAAACGAACCUAAUAAACAGGCGUCAACUUCAAAUCAACAUCCUUAUCCACCACAAGUGCCACCACCAAGAUCAGGCAUUUUGAAAAAUAAAGAAGAAGAAGAGAGGCGGUUCGUAGGCCAGAUUAUGAUUCCAGGACAUCAUAUUGUCAAAGCCGAGAUGGAUACCAGCCAUCUUCGAGGCUUAGACUCGCGGAUAAAGUCCACCAAAUAUGACAUGCAAUACUUGCGCGGAAAGUGAUUCAUUUUUCAUUUAAUUAGAAUUCUUGUUUUCAAAAGAACUAAUCCAGGGUAUCUUGUAAAUAAAUAAAUAAAUAAAU
Lobosporangium transversale is the source of this 686-nucleotide messenger RNA. RefSeq lists its product as hypothetical. NCBI's taxonomy places the organism in Eukaryota, Fungi, Mortierellomycota, Mortierellomycetes, Mortierellales, Mortierellaceae. The transcript has 2 exons. Gene Ontology annotation, cellular component: NatC complex. Bases 62 to 607 code for a protein of 181 amino acids. The record is from RefSeq and is a predicted model, not a curated record.